AUGCUUAGACAAACAGUAUUACAAACAACCAAAUCCGUUGCUUCAAGAUCAUAUGCCACUGCUGCUGCCACCGCUAGUGCUCCAAUUGUCCCAAAACCAACAAGAAGAGUUGGUGCUUUUAGAGGUGGAUUUUUAGGUUUUUUCGUUGGUGUUAGUUUAACCUCUUUGGUUACUUAUUCUUAUGUUUUGGAUCAACAUAAAUCAAGUUCGAAUGUUAUCAUAAGUGAUGUUCUAAGCUUACAAAAAUCAAUCAGAACUUUGGAAGAACACGUUAGAGCUUUAGAAAGACAGCAAAAAGUUGUCACUACUACUGAAAAAUGA
Hansenula anomala is the source of this 321-nucleotide messenger RNA. RefSeq lists its product as uncharacterized. Bases 1 to 321 code for a protein of 106 amino acids. NCBI's taxonomy places the organism in Eukaryota, Fungi, Ascomycota, Saccharomycetes, Phaffomycetales, Wickerhamomycetaceae. The transcript has a single exon. The record is from RefSeq and is a predicted model, not a curated record.